UAUAUAUCGUUCACUCUCUUUUUCUUUCGUUCUAAAAGUUAAAAUAGAAUUUGUAUCUCGAUUCGUGUAAAACUAAAUGUGUAUAAAAGCAAUUGGUAGAAAAAAAUCGUUAAAAAAAUGAAAUCUAAUCGGUAAUCGGAAUACGACACAGUAGCAAGAAAGAAUAAUAAAUAAAGUAUCUUCGUCCCUCAGAUUUUCUUGCAUGCAAAAGUUAGGAUUUUCGUUAAAAUUUAUCUUCCUUGAUCAAGUCUUGUUCCAUCUUCGUUUUUGAAAAGAAAAAGAGAAAGACAACUCUCGGGGGAAAUCGAUUGCCGAUUUGAAAGUCGCGCGCGACGACGUUGCGCGCCCUCUCGUGACGGCGCCGUGGCGGCGGGGCUGUGCGGCGCAUCACCGGGUCCCAGAAUGCAUCGCGCGCCACGGCAUGUGCCUUUCCGCCAUUUUGUAGUUUGCUCGAGAGACUGUAUUGAGUUCGAUUCUUCCACCUCGGGUACGUUUACAUGAAUGGGGACAUCGGGAAGCUGCCAUCGGGGGCGGUCUACCCAGCCACCCCUGAACCUCUGGGUCCACAGGUUGCAGGCGCGAUUGGUGGUGGCGUGCCUAACAUAGACUACGGAGUCAUGAACGGUGCGCCAAGUGGCAGCGAAUUGAUUCUCGACGCUGGUGUCGGCAACCUGGAACCAACUCAACACGCUAUAAGCAUGCACGGAGGUGCUAUCGGAUACAGUCCAGUGGAUGUCGCCGCUCUGGGCGACGCUUCUGCCGCUUCACCAUCUGUACCGAUGACGGAUCUUAAUGUUCCCGGUAUACCCUUGGAACAGCUUAAGCAAAUGCUCUCUUCACAACUAGAGUACUAUUUCUCCAGAGAGAAUUUAGCCAACGAUACCUAUUUGUUGUCACAAAUGGAUAAUGAUCAGUAUGUGCCGAUAUGGACAGUAGCGAAUUUUAAUCAAGUGAAAAAGCUGACGAAAGAUAUUAAACUUAUAACAGAGGUGUUGAGGGAGUCUCCUAAUGUCCAAGUUGACGAAGAAGGACAGAAAGUGAGGCCCAAUCACAAACGAUGUAUCGUGAUACUUCGUGAAAUACCAGAUAGCACCCCAUUGGAAGACGUGAAGAAUUUAUUUUCUGGAGAGGGUUGCCCGAGAAUUAUUUCGUGCGAGUUUGCUCACAAUAAUUCGUGGUACGUGACAUUCGAGUCCGACGAGGAUGCUCAAAAGGCCUACCGAUUUUUACGUGAAGAGGUUCGAGAAUUUCAGGGAAAGCCGAUAAUGGCGAGAAUUAAAGCUAAACCAAUGAACAGGCUACCGAUACCAACGGUAGCCAGUGUAGGUGGUAUAAAGAAUGGCUACAGAACUACACCCCCUCCUCCUGUCUAUGAUCCGAAUAGUUAUACCGCUGGACAGCAACGUUUUCUUUAUACCAAUGGCACGACCAUGCCUCAGACAACUAUACCGGCGUACGCAAAUCAAGUUGUUUAUCAUCAACCGUUCUAUCCUGCCGGUAUGAUGCCUUGGGGACAUACCAGUACCGCUUAUUUUGAAAUGUCCAGUGUAUUUACGAUGAACGGAAUCACACCGCACAAUACGUUCACGCGUUCAAAUACGAGAUACAAUCCUCGGCAUAGAAAUAGACAGAGAAACGGCUCUGAUCGAAGCUGUUUAAUAGAUCCGGCCAAUCCCAGCAACAACAGUAACAAUCAUCAUCAUCACCAUCACCAUCAUCACCAUCAUCAGCCGUCGUCUAUGCCGCCAUUAAGUAAUCGUAGCUCUCAUCCUCCUAUGACUGUUGGCGGUGGUAACAAUAGCGUAUCCUUGAGCUCCUCCACGUCCACUUACCAUGCUUCGAGCUUGCCUCCUUCGAAACCGCCCGCAUCUUCAUCCUCUUCUUCCUACCAGUCCGGCACAAAGUUCCAUUCCUCGUCGUCUGCCGUAUCGUCUGUCGAGCAUGCGAAGGGAGCUUCCUCCUCGUUGUCCUCCACGCAGGAUCAGGAUACAACCGCGACGGUCGAGCCCUCCUCCUCCGCAUCCUCCUCAGCGCCUUCGUUUGCCCGCCAUCGUAUCCACCGCAGGACCAAAGAUCAGGACACGAAGGUAACCACCGGGAACAACCAUCCGCUACCGGCGAUUAAGGAGUCUUUGCCAGCGAGCGGAGGCAGCGGCAGCAACAGCAGCUGUGGCGGCGGCCGCAGUAGCGGUGUGCAGUUCGACCUCGAAGCAGCCGCUUUUCCGCCCCUGCCCGGCCUCGACGCCGACCAUAGCAAAAUGUCGACUGAUGUAGGCAGCGGUGUCAGCACCGGCACUGUCGGCAUGGAGUCUUCAUCGCAGAACCGAUUGUCCGAUGUUGUCAAGGGUACCGCCAAGUUCAAGGCCAUCGUCAAGGAUAAAGAAAGUGGUAACCAGCCACAACCUCAAUUGCAGCAACAGCAAUCUGCAGCAUCUGCGUCAGCAGCGAUAAACACCGCCAGUAGGUCCGCUAGUCCUGGAGCGAGUACUGGAGCAGAGGCACAGGGAAACGCUGCCGCGUCGACGAAUUCUGCAAAUGCCGCGCAUAUCCUUAAUCCGUCGACGACCAACAACGAGAAUACGUCGUCGGCCGAUGCUGCCGCGCUCAGCACCGUCGCGCUCACUCCCCCGUCAUCUCCUGAUAAAUCUAUAAAGACUGACGACUCGAACAUGGUGAAUGGUGUGGACGACGCUGUAGUUGCGAAUACGCACCUGCCGGCAGUGGCUACGUCGACGAUAACGACGGCUACGACGACGACAACGGCGACGACGGCGACGUCAGCCGCAGCGACCACGGACGAUGCCGAGACGAUGACCAGGUGUGACUGUAACAACGUCGUCGUCGUCCCUCCUCCUACUGCCUCCUCACAGAACUCCCAAUCGCAAACUGGAGUGGUCUCUGCCUUCCCUAUAGAUCUUACGAGGCCAAGCUAUGCCCAAGUAGCGCAACAUUGCCGUGAGCUACCUUGUACAAAACACAAAACAGAUGAGAGAGAUAGAAAUGUUUAAAAGCUGCACGUGACGACGGAAGAAAGACAGACACUCGAGCGGCGGAAGCAGCUUAGAUAUAACGAAGCCAAAAUCUACAAAUUACCACGCGACGACGGGGUAACUAAACGAUAAUUAGCUGUGCUAUAUGUGCUAUGACGUCAUCGCCAUCUUCUCGGGGUCGGAUCGGAUCGAGAAUCAGGAGCUCGCCGCUGCUUUCACCUACCUAUCUAUCCCCCGGUACUCCCUUCUCAAACUGACGCCGUCACGUGCUACAGGCGUGAGGAAGAGAGAACUUUUUACAUUGUACAGUGACGUCUCGCCUACGAUCAACGAUCGAUCGAUCGACGAAUCGAUCAAGAGAGAGAGAGAGAGAGAGAGAGAGAAAAUGAGAAAUAGUGUGUGUGAAAAUGUAUGUGAGAGAGGCUCGCCGCGCACUAUUAUAGCGGCGCAUUCGCAGGCGCUACUAUUAUACAGGGUGAUCGGAGAGUCUCGUGGGGCAAAUUUGUCGCCGCGAUUUGAUGAUGUCGAUGAUUCUGCCGAUAAUUUGCAAAUCGGCAUGGUUGUUUUAUUCGCUUUAUUGCAAUUCGUAAAAUGCAAUUGAUUCGAUAGUUUAUUCGUGAUUGAGGGACGUGAAGGAUUUAAGGUUUUGAAAAAAAAAAUCUAAAAAUUCGUUAUAGUAUUUAAGAAUCUGAUGAUCUAAAUAUUCAUGUUAAGUGAGCGAAAAGAGUAAUCAGCUUCGCAGUAAAAGCCUGAAAGCUCGAGGCGAGUAACGCUCAAUUAUUGGGUCGCCAAUGAGAAUUAUUAGGCGAAAAAUGAUUGAUAAAAAUGAUUGAUAAAAGCUUAAGAAAUAAUCUUUCGAACAUUGGAAAGAUGAAUAAAUUGAGACCUUGAGAUUUCAUACAAACAAAUGUAAUUAAAAUCGAGGUUUGUGUCGAGCGAAAUAAUUUAAUUGAUCGAAUUUCGAUUUCUUAAAUAUGUACAUUUUUGAAAUCUUAGAUUUUCAAUUUCUUCAAUUUUACCUUCUUCGAGGAGAAGGUUAUUUUUCAAGCUUUUAUUAAACGAUAUUUACUCUUAUAAGUUUCGAUAUAGAUAUAACAGAGUUUUGCGUGUACCUAAUAAUGUUUGAUAAGCUUUAGUUUUAAGACUUCGUUAGUAUAAUCGGUAAAGAUUCUUAAAUAAUUGAUAUAUAUAUAGAUCUAAAGAAUUUAUGAAUCUAAAAAUCCAAAAAUACGAGAUGUAAAUGAUUGUCUAGGAUAUGCGGGUGUGUUUAUGACAUGACGGUAUUUUUCUUUUAAAAGCGGUUUUUCUCGACAGCACCAAGGGCAGCAUAGACUGCGCGGCUUCCCGAUCACCCGGUACAUCGCGCAAGAGAAGAGUAUUGUUAUCGUUUUUGGUUCUGUGAUUGAGGUACAUAUUUGUUAGCUUGUAAAAACGCGUUAAAGCGAUAAGAUAUAUUAAUCUUUUAAAGGGAAAACCCCUUCCCCCGCCCCUCCUUCGCGCGUGCAGGGCCGUAAUAUUAUAACCGGGAAAAACACAUGUCUAUUAGAUAUAUAAUUAUAUAUAUUUGUGCCAAAAAAAAAACUGCUUGACGAAAUCUCCCGAAAAUGCAACGAAGUGGACGCCGAAAUCAAUUGAGAUUCUCGCCAAGUGGAAUGCGGUGUGAAAUCCCCUUCUCCUCCACUUCCCGAAAAAUUCCGCUCUCUUCCACGUUCCUCAUCUUUUACACAAAAAAGAAAAUUAAAAAUAAGAGGAGAAUGAAGAGAUCGUAUUUUGUAAAUGGAGAAAUCUAUGAUGUGUAUGAGAUUGUUUGAGGAAUGAUAUUGCUGAGAACGAAUGAUAACGAUGAUGAUGAGGAGGAGGUGAGGGAGGAGGACAGUCGAGAAACAUAUAACGAAUUUCGUAUUUAUGCGAAUGACACAUGUAACUUAUAAUGGAAAAAAAAUCGACGGUGAUACCGGAUCUAUAAGACUAAAAACAAGGACGAAGAGUGAGUUGAGAAUUGAGGAAUGAUCUUGGAAAAGAUGUUACCAGUGCAUUUCGUACAAGAAAUAGUUUGCGUUUUACAAGGGAACCGUGAUACGCUUAGCAUUUUAAUAACUAUCAUUAGUAACGACAUACAAUAUAUGUGUUGUAUAUUAUAAUACGCAAAAUGCGAGGACGCGA
This is a messenger RNA of Pogonomyrmex barbatus (red harvester ant), 5153 nucleotides long. RefSeq names its product La-related protein 4B (gene Larp4B). NCBI's taxonomy places the organism in Eukaryota, Metazoa, Arthropoda, Insecta, Hymenoptera, Formicidae. Gene Ontology annotation, biological process: positive regulation of translation. Gene Ontology annotation, cellular component: cytosol; cytoplasmic stress granule. The record is from RefSeq and is a predicted model, not a curated record. Gene Ontology annotation, molecular function: mRNA 3'-UTR binding.